Molecule: messenger RNA, 1940 nt
Organism: Nyctereutes procyonoides (raccoon dog)
Lineage: Eukaryota; Metazoa; Chordata; Mammalia; Carnivora; Canidae
Gene: HTR1B
Product: 5-hydroxytryptamine receptor 1B
Exons: 1
Coding region: 131-1300 (389 amino acids)
Biological process (GO): vasoconstriction; regulation of behavior; adenylate cyclase-activating adrenergic receptor signaling pathway
Cellular component (GO): plasma membrane
Molecular function (GO): G protein-coupled serotonin receptor activity
Source: RefSeq, a predicted model, not a curated record
UCACUGAGGAGCCCACGGGACUGACUGGCAACCGGGAAACCAGACUGUGGCAUCUCCGCGGGCCUUCCGCCCUUUCCCUCGUUUGCUCCAUGCCCCGGGGCUGCGCUCCGGAGCCCUGGCGAGGAGAGACAUGGAAGAAGCCGGCACUCCGUGCGCCCCGCCGCCGCCCGCGGGCUCCCAGACCGGGGCUCCUCCAGCCAACCUGUCUUCUGCUCCGCACAACUGCAGCGCCGAGGGCUACAUCUACCAGGACGCCGUCGCGCUGCCCUGGAAAGUGCUCCUGGUCAUUCUGCUGGCACUCAUCACCCUGGCCACCACGCUCUCCAACGCCUUUGUGAUCGCCACGGUGUACCGGACCCGGAAGCUGCACACCCCAGCCAACUACCUGAUCGCCUCCCUGGCGGUCACCGACCUGCUCGUAUCCAUCCUGGUGAUGCCCAUCAGCACCAUGUACACGGUCACCGGCCGCUGGACGCUGGGCCAGGUGGUCUGCGACUUGUGGCUGUCGUCGGACAUCACCUGUUGCACGGCUUCCAUCCUGCACCUCUGCGUCAUCGCCCUGGACCGCUACUGGGCCAUCACGGACGCCGUGGAGUACUCCGCCAAAAGGACUCCCACGAGGGCCGCGGUCAUGAUCGCGCUCGUGUGGGUCUUCUCCAUCUCCAUCUCGCUGCCGCCCUUCUUCUGGCGUCAAGCCAAAGCCGAGGAGGAGGUGUCGGACUGCAUGGUGAACACCGACCACAUCCUCUACACCGUGUACUCCACGGUGGGCGCUUUCUACUUCCCCACCCUGCUCCUCAUCGCCCUCUACGGCCGCAUCUAUGUGGAAGCCCGCUCCCGGAUUCUGAAACAGACGCCCAGCAGGACCGGCAAGCGCCUGACCCGAGCCCAGCUGCUAACCGACUCCCCCGGGUCCACGUCCUCGGUCACCUCCGUUAACUCGCGGGCUCCCGACGUGCCCAGCGACUCCGGGUCCCCUGUGUACGUGAACCAAGUCAAAGUGCGGGUCUCCGACGCCCUGCUGGAGAAGAAGAAACUCAUGGCCGCUAGGGAGCGCAAAGCCACUAAGACCCUGGGAAUCAUUCUGGGAGCCUUUAUCGUGUGCUGGCUGCCCUUCUUCAUCAUCUCCCUGGUGAUGCCUAUUUGCAAGGAUGCCUGCUGGUUCCACCUGGCCAUCUUUGACUUCUUCACGUGGCUGGGCUAUCUCAACUCCCUUAUCAACCCCAUCAUCUAUACCAUGUCCAAUGAGGACUUCAAACACGCAUUCCAUAAACUGAUACGCUUUAAGUGCACAAGCUGACUUGUCAGUUGCAAUGGGGUAGCCUGAGCGACCUUUGGGGACCAUGCUGGGUCUGGUUCCACAGGUAGGUCGACUCUUCUUUCACUGUUACUGGGUCAGAUUGAGGCUCUGUCUUCUGGGCAGUGGAUCUGGGCAGUGGAUCCUGAGAAGCCAGGGGAGCCCUGAGCGCGCUCCGAGAGGAGAACUGUUCCAACUGCAGAUAGAGCUUCCCUGCCGAGGAGGAGGCUUGCUUUCUGCCCUCAAACCCCAGGUCCGGCGCUCACCCCCGUGGCAGCCAGUCACAAGGGAGGGUUGUAACUUUUCAAAAAUCCGCCAUGGAAGGGGGAUCCCUGCCCUGCUUUGGUAUCACGGAUCAUGCCCUCUAGAACCCGUGGUCCCUGUAGCUGUCUGAAGCCUGAGACAGAUCUACACACAGCCUGGCAGUACUUGAACUAGACGCGUGAUACCCUGUGUUUGGGGGAGAACUUUGGGUUACAGCUUCACUUGAGAAGAGUUACUGUGGCGUCCUUCAGUCUCCAGUUGGUUUAUUUAAACUUGGUUGGUUGGAGAAACUUGUGGAUUUGGUGCUUCAAACCUUAAGUGUGGCUUGGAUGGUGCAGAGAAACCUGGAAGAGUAAACAGCAAAAUUCUGAUGUCGAGA